GCGGCGGCGAGCGAGCGCGGGGCCGCGGAGCCGCGAGCGAGCGAGCGCGAGGCCGGAGCCCCGGCCAGGCCCGGCCCGACCGGCCGGCCCGCGAUGCGCUCCGGGGCCGCCCCCCGGCGCAGCUGACGCCGCGGCCCCGCGAGACCCCGCUGGCCCCGGAGGAAGCGCCGCGCCGCCCGCCCAGCGCCCGCGCCGCCCGGCACGAUGGCGGGGAAGGCGGCCGCCCAGGGCACCGCGGUCCUGCUGGUCACGGCCAACGUGGGCUCGCUCUUCGACGAUCCCGAAAACCUACAGAAGAAUUGGCUUCGGGAAUUUUACCAGGUCGUGCACACGCACAAGCCGCACUUCAUGGCCUUGCACUGUCAGGAGUUCGGAGGGAAGAACUACGAGGCCUCCAUGUCCCACGUGGACAAGUUUGUCAAAGAACUACUAUCGAGUGACGCGAUGAAAGAGUAUAACAGGGCUCGAGUCUACCUGGACGAGAACUACAAGUCCCAGGAGCACUUUACGGCACUAGGAAGCUUUUAUUUUCUUCAUGAAUCCUUAAAAAACAUCUACCAGUUUGACUUUAAAGCCAAGAAGUACAAAAAAGUGACCGGCAAAGAGAUCUACUCGGACACGCUGGAGAGCACGCCCAUGCUGGAGAAGGAGAAGUUCCCGCAGGACUACUUCCCCGAGUGCAAGUGGUCCCGGAAGGGCUUCAUCCGGACGAGGUGGUGCAUCGCUGACUGUGCCUUUGACCUGGUGAACAUCCACCUCUUCCACGAUGCUUCCAACUUGGUCGCCUGGGAAACGAGCCCUUCGGUGUACUCGGGCAUCCGGCACAAGGCCCUGGGCUAUGUGCUGGACAGAAUCAUCGAUCAGCGGUUCGAGAAAGCGUCCUACUUCGUGUUCGGCGACUUCAACUUCCGGCUGGACGCCAAGUCUGUGGUGGAGACGCUCUGCACCAAGGCCACCAUGCAGACCGUCCGGGCCGCCGACACCAACGAAGUUGUGAAGUUGAUAUUUCGCGAGUCGGACAACGACCGGAAGGUGAUGCUGCAGCUGGAGAAGAAGCUCUUCAGCUACUUCAACCAGGAGGUUUUCCGAGACAACAACGGCACCGCGCUCUUGGAAUUUGACAAAGAGUUGUCUGUGUUUAAGGACAGGCUGUAUGAACUGGACAUCUCGUUCCCUCCCAGCUACCCGUACAGCGAGGACUCCAGCCGGGCCGCGCAGUACAUGAACACUCGGUGCCCUGCCUGGUGCGACCGCAUCCUCAUGUCCCCAUCCGCCAAGGAGCUGGUGCUGAGGUCGGAGAGCGAGGAGAAGGUUGUCACCUACGACCACAUCGGGCCCAACGUCUGCAUGGGAGACCACAAGCCCGUGUUCCUGGCCUUCCGCAUCGCGCCCGGGGCAGGUAAACCUCACGCACAUGUGCGCAAGUGUUGUGUCGUGCAGUGACGUGGGAAGAGGUGCCAGCGCCACGAGAGGAUCCUCCGCGAGACCUCCCUGUAGCAGCGAACGGAAACGCGGACUCAACAGCUGCAUCGAAACCGCCUGAGCGCCACCUGCUAGAAGGCCGGCCCCACACUUCGCUUCAGCCUCCGGACCAUUCCGGAAAAGCCUCACAUACCUCACUGUCUUGUCUGUUCAUGUGACAUAAGUAGAAACAUUGGGUUUUUAAAAUAAGUCACAGUCCUGUUGCCAAAACUCUAAUAGACAGCAAAGAGAAUCUGCAUCUUAGACUUCGCAGUUGUCAGCUUGUGUGAUUGCCGGCCGAGGGGCUUCUCCGCAGGGAGACCCCGUGAGGCCGGCGCCCCUGCCCGGCGCGGGUGUGCCCGGGGUGGGGGGCAGGGACAGCGCUCCCUCCGGAAGGCCGAGCGGCCGGGCAGAGUGGGCAGGGGCACCCGUCCCCCCGACGCCUCCCCUGGCAUUUUCUCUGCCACGUCACAUGGUUUUGAAUCACACUGCGGCUGCUUUCCAUUUUUAUAAAUAUAAAUAUAUAUAAAUAUAUACUUUUUAAAAAUAAUUUAUAAAUCUUACCAAAACUUAUGCUAAAUAUACUUUCCAGUAUGAAUGCACAAGAGUGUCAUAUCAGCAGGUAGAAGUGGUGUCUAGGAGUUUGGCUGCGUCUGUCCACACAGACCGCCAGCGUGCCUGGCAGCGCCACCCUGGGUAAAAGCCAACCCUACAGCACGUCUACACUAGCAGUUUGUUACUCCUAUGCCUUUUUCUGUGUAACAUUAAGAACUGAAUGUGAAGUUUAUAGCUAGCCUGGGUGUACCUUUUAAGAAUUUUGUAAACCGUUUGUCUUUUGUUACCGUUUCAUGGUGCCAAGUAUUCUACAUUUAAACAAUAAUAUCAUGGGAGAAAUAGAAAUAGCCUAGUCUGCUUCCAAUACAAACUGCUUUUAACAUGGGCUGUAUAUAAAAAUAUUAAAGAGAAACAAAACUGUACAUUUCCUUGGUUGCUCUGCUACAAACAACCUAAGUAAUAACCUUGUUGCAAAUAUUUUUCUCCUAGCACUAAGUACAGCAUUAACAGGUGAUUAGAGAUUCUGUUGAGAAACACAAACGUAUGUUUAUUGGUUUUACUUUAGAACACUACAGAGUUUCUGGACUGGGUGAAGGCGUUAGAUCCAUGUUUGUUUUAUAGAAAUCACUACCAUUGCGGGUGACGUGUCCGCUGGCGGCCGGGCGGACGGCCAGUCGGGCUGUGCGGUGCCGCGGCCCCAGCAGGCGGGUGGGCUGGUGGCGGCUGGUCAUUCGGAGGGCCUUGGAAGUGACCGCUCGGGUUCCUAAGCAAUAAAACCGACCGUGGUGAAAACA
Lemur catta (Ring-tailed lemur) is the source of this 2810-nucleotide messenger RNA. It is a transcript of the gene INPP5A, whose product is annotated as inositol polyphosphate-5-phosphatase A. Gene Ontology annotation, molecular function: inositol-polyphosphate 5-phosphatase activity. Gene Ontology annotation, biological process: phosphatidylinositol dephosphorylation. NCBI's taxonomy places the organism in Eukaryota, Metazoa, Chordata, Mammalia, Primates, Lemuridae. The transcript is spliced from 16 exons. The record is from RefSeq and is a predicted model, not a curated record. Bases 205 to 1443 code for a protein of 412 amino acids.